AUGAUCAAGCGAAGCAAGAAAAACAUUUGUCCGUGGUUCAAAUUUGUGGAAUCGACCAAUCGAUGGAUCGUCACUGCCGUGGCAGAUUUCGAUGCUUUAGCACACCGGAAGCGCUCCCUAGCAACUCCAGAGGGUAGUAAUUAUAACAUCCGUCUCAGUCAUGUGAAAGGCGGAGUAGUGACUCGGUUACCACCAGAGCCGUCGGGCUUCCUCCGCGUUGGUCAUGCAAAAGCCGCCUUGCUGGUUGAUUUCCUCGCGCGUGGGAAAGGCAAUUGGAAUCUGAUCUGCCCUUUCGAUGUCACCAACCCAUCAGAAGAAUUACAGGAGUUCGAGGAUUCUAUUGUUGAUGAUUUAUAG
Messenger RNA from Letharia columbiana, 357 nucleotides. RefSeq lists its product as uncharacterized. Gene Ontology annotation, biological process: glutamyl-tRNA aminoacylation. NCBI's taxonomy places the organism in Eukaryota, Fungi, Ascomycota, Lecanoromycetes, Lecanorales, Parmeliaceae. Bases 1 to 357 code for a protein of 118 amino acids. Gene Ontology annotation, cellular component: cytosol; methionyl glutamyl tRNA synthetase complex. The record is from RefSeq and is a predicted model, not a curated record. The transcript has a single exon. Gene Ontology annotation, molecular function: ATP binding; glutamate-tRNA ligase activity.